This is a messenger RNA of Monoraphidium neglectum, 1146 nucleotides long. RefSeq lists its product as hypothetical. NCBI's taxonomy places the organism in Eukaryota, Viridiplantae, Chlorophyta, Chlorophyceae, Sphaeropleales, Selenastraceae. Gene Ontology annotation, cellular component: membrane. The record is from RefSeq and is a predicted model, not a curated record. Bases 1 to 1146 code for a protein of 381 amino acids. Gene Ontology annotation, molecular function: signaling receptor activity. The transcript has 3 exons.
AUGCCGAGCCUGGCGAGCCUGGUUCAGGCGUGCGGCACAGCCACCGUUCCCAGCGAAGGCGGUGUCGUGGACCUCGCACUGGCUGCUGCUGCUUCCGCCACGUCCUUCGCGCGCACCUGGAGCGGCCCUGUCGACGUCUACGCGAUUGUGUCCAGCGUGCGAUCACGCAAGGGCGCCGCUCAGGAGGGGCAGCAGGAGGCGGAGCAGGGCGAAGUUGUGUGCGAGGAGGCGUGCCUCGUAGCAGCUGCCGGCACUGACCAGCCCGCGCCUAAGGAGCACAGCAGCGAGGGGCGGUUUGCGCCGUACCGGCGUGGUCUCAGGAGGCAUGAGGCCCCAGCCUAUGUCAUCUACCCUUACGUCACCCGUGGCUACACCAGCGGCGGCUCGUACACGCGCUGCUUGAGGGCCGCCUUCGAGUGGCACGCUGAGACGCUCAACGCCUGGACUAUGGUGUUUGGCUGCGCCCUGUCUGCGUGCCUGCUCAACCAUGCAAUUUCAAGUCUGCGGACCGCCGGUGCUUCGGGCGGCGGCAGCUUCUGGCGCGGCGUGCCGGAUGAGGCCCCCUUCUGGAUCAUGACGGCGGCCGUGUUCCUGCACGCGCCCUGGAGCAUCGGCUUUCACCUUUUCAGGGGCAUUGUGUCCCAACUGCUCACCCUGGGCAUCUCGUGGUUCGUCUACGACUCGUGGUGGGCCCUCACCCUCAACAUGGUCGCAGCGAUCAUCACCGCCCAGGUGGCCACGAUGGACAUCUGGGCGCUCCCCGCCGACUACAGGCGCCACCGCGGCGGCCAGGUCGCGUUUGUUGGCUGCAUCGCCGCGUGCUACUGGUGGCCCAUGGGCGUGCAGGCGGCGCAGGACCUGUGGGCAUGGCGCGGCGCGGCCGGCCUCGGCCCCUUGGCUGCAGGUGCGGCAGGGCUGCCGUCGCUCGCAGCGUCCGUCUACACAGUCGGCGCGCUGGUGGCGCUGGCCUUUGGCGCAGCGACGUUUGCCCUUGGCGUGCCGGAGCGGCUGCUGCCCGGGGUUUUCGACACCGUGGGGUUCUCCCAUCAGUGGAUGCACGUGGGGGCGUCCGCGGCGCACGUGUUUGAGUACCUAUUUGUCCUGGAGAUGUGGAGGCGGCGCACCGCGGCGCACGCAGGCGCUUGA